CAAAUUAUAAUAUAAGGGGCGGGAAAGGAGCACAAGCUACAGACGUCGGGCGACUUUUUUAAACGUUUUAUGUCAGGACCUUCUUUCCUGCAUGUGGUACCUCGAGCACGAUAAAUAAUACAUGCUGGACGAAGCAGCCGAUACUCCACGCAGUCCUGGCAAGCGAAGCAGCAGGACCUCCAACCGUGCAGGCAUGGCGCGCGCUGACAUGCGGCGUGGACACGUCCACCCGGCCCCUUGUAGGCCAGACACGCGUUGGGCGAUUUAUCCCUGAUGACAUCAACACGCGGGAAGCCAAAAAGCAGGCACCGUAGCAAACUGCGCAGCACUGCUGGCUUGUGGCUCUGCAGGGGUGGGUGGGGGAACCUGGGGGAACGGGCAGACACGUAUCCGGGAUGCACGCCUGCGGGCGCGCAGCACUACCGAACAACAGUCACGGCACAGGGGGGGCGGGGGCGGGGACGGCUUGUGGGCCCGGGCGGAGCAGUGAGAGCGGUGGCUGGCCGGGAACGGCUGAGGUGGAGGGUGGCAACAGCUCGGGCCCGCGGGUCGCGUGUGAAUGAGCCGUGCCGCGUCAUUGCAUGCCGCGACUGAACGCGAGGCGGCGAGCAGCAGCGCGGCCCUGUUGUUGUUCGAGCAAUAUACAGCUGGCCCAGACUCAAAGUCACUCACGCGUUGCAAAUCAUGUCCUCGCAGCAACGGUCUUUCUGGGGCGGUAGCAACGACACGCCCCCGCCGUCGCCCGCCGCCGCCACCCCAAUGCACCCGCCGCCGCCGCCGCAGCAGCAGCCUGCGGGAGGCGCGGGCCGGGCGCCCGGGCCGCCGCCGCCGCCGCCGCCGCCCUGCCCUGUGAAGAGCCUGACCCAGUUCGGCAGCCUGGCCCGUGACGUGCUAGUGGGCAACAAGGCGGAGGGCCUGUUCGGUGUUCCCGGCGCCGCCAAGCUGUCAAUCAGCAGCACCACCAGUGCCGGCGUCAGCAUCACCACCACCGCCACCAGCAACACAGCAGGCAGCAAGCCCCCCGCCGGCCAGGUCCUGGCCGCCUACGCCGCCCCCGACGGCGCCUGGCUGGGGGAUGUGCUGCUCAGCAGCGGCGGCAUUGCAGAGCUGACAGUGUCACGUGGCUUCACCCUGCCUGCCUCCCUCUACACCUCCCCCCGCGACCGCGACCGCGACGGAGCAGACAGCGGCAGUAGCAGCGGCAGCGGCAGCAGCGGCAGUGGCGGCGGCAGUAGCGCCAAGCUGCGGCCGCCGCUCAAGCCGGGCCGGGUGGUGGUGGGCGGGGUGGUGUCGCUGCCGGGGCUGAGCAGCCGGGAGCAGGCGCUGCCGCCCAAGUUCACCCUGGACUAUGCCGGCACGUACUGGCACGCCAAGACCGCCACCUCCCUGCCUCUGGCGCCCGGCGGCGGCAUGGGCCGACCCAGCCUCACCGCCUCCGCCGUCACCGGCGCCGGCCGCCUGGCCCUGGGGGCUGACGUCAGCCUCACUGUGACUGGCGGUGGCGGAGGCGGCAGUAGCAGCGGUACUGCUGCUGCUGGUGCUGCGGGUGCUGGCGGGGUUGGCAGUAGCAGUGGAGGCGGCGGCGGCGCGGGGGUGCGGCUGACCCGGUGGGGGGCGGCGGCGGCGUGGCACGAUGAGCGGCAGCAUGUGGCGUUGCAGCUGCUGCAAAGCGGCAAGACCGCCAGCCUGUGGUACGGCUACUGCCUGCAGCCCGGCGUGACCCUGGGCGUGUCGGCGGAGGCGGAUGUGUCCGGCGUGCGCCUGGCCCCCGCCCCUGCUACAGCCGCCCCUGCUACAGCCGUCGGCGCGGCCGCCACGGCUACUGCCGUCGAGGGCGCCGCCGUUGCCGGGCGCCAUCCUUUCAUGCCGCCGCCCACGUUUGCUGUGGGAGCGAGCUUCCGGCUUCCGGCGGCGGCGUCUGCUAACGGUGGCAAGUCCGGCAGUAGCAGCGGUAGCGGAGGCGGCAGUAGCAGCGGCGGGGGUGUGGUGAAGGUGAAGGCGGCCAGUGACGGCACGGUGUCGGUGCUGUACCGCGACGUCACGGCCACGGGGCAGCGGCUCACGCUGACGGCGCAGCUGGACGCACUGGACCUGACCAAGAGCCCGCGGCUGGGCAUGAGCGUGGACGUGUGAGGAUGACGACAAUACAGUGGGGAGGAGGAGGGGGAAGAAGUAAGGGGUGGCAGCAGGGACGGAGGCGCGA
This is a messenger RNA of Chlamydomonas reinhardtii, 2203 nucleotides long. RefSeq lists its product as uncharacterized. Gene Ontology annotation, biological process: monoatomic anion transmembrane transport. NCBI's taxonomy places the organism in Eukaryota, Viridiplantae, Chlorophyta, Chlorophyceae, Chlamydomonadales, Chlamydomonadaceae. The transcript has 8 exons. The record is from RefSeq and is a predicted model, not a curated record. Gene Ontology annotation, molecular function: voltage-gated monoatomic anion channel activity. Gene Ontology annotation, cellular component: mitochondrial outer membrane. The coding region runs from base 685 to 2133 and encodes 482 amino acids.